This is a messenger RNA of Pterocles gutturalis (yellow-throated sandgrouse), 1079 nucleotides long. It is a transcript of the gene SNX9, whose product is annotated as sorting nexin 9. The annotation marks the transcript as partial. The record is from RefSeq and is a predicted model, not a curated record. Gene Ontology annotation, biological process: endocytosis; plasma membrane tubulation; endosomal transport. The transcript has 9 exons. Gene Ontology annotation, molecular function: phosphatidylinositol binding; protein binding. NCBI's taxonomy places the organism in Eukaryota, Metazoa, Chordata, Aves, Pterocliformes, Pteroclidae. Gene Ontology annotation, cellular component: plasma membrane; cytoplasmic vesicle.
GUGUUAUGUAUGAUUUUGCUGCUGAGCCUGGAAACAAUGAGCUGACCGUCAGUGAAGGGGAGAUCAUCAUAAUUACAAACCCGGAUGUUGGUGGAGGCUGGUUAGAAGGAAAAAACAGCCAAGGCGAGAGAGGACUUGUUCCAACAGAUUACGUUGAGAUUAUAACUGAAGGUGCAAAAGAUGGAAUUAGCUGCGGUAACUCAUUAGCUGACCAAGCCUUUUUUGAUUCCCUUUCUUCAAAUACAGCACAGACCAAUGCUGCUGCAAAAAGCAGUAUUCAGGCAAACAAUGCCAGUGAUCCUUGGUCCAGCUGGAAUGUUGGGAAGUCUGGGAACUGGGAUAAUGGAAAUGCUGUUGAUAGCUGGGCGACGAAACCUGAAAAUGCAGCUGGCCAGAGAAACAGUGCUUCAAAUAACUGGGAGGCAGCAGCAGCAUUUGGUCAUCCACAGGCAUAUCAAGGACCAGCAGCUGCUGAUGACGAUGAUUGGGAUGAUGACUGGGAUGACCCAAAAUCAACUUCACCGUCUUAUCUUGGUUACAAGGAGACUGAGGCAUCAGAGGCUGGAGGGAUCCAGCGUGGAAAUUCUCGUGCAGCUGCUAUGAAGUUACCACUUAACAAAUUUCCUGGAUUUGCAAAACCUGGGAUGGAACAGUACCUGUUGGCAAAGCAGCUAGCAAAACCCAAAGAGAAAAUUCCUAUAAUUAUUGGUGAUUAUGGCCCAAUGUGGGUUUAUCCUACCUCUACAUUUGAUUGUGUGGUGGCAGAUCCGAAAAAAGGUUCUAAAAUGUAUGGCCUCAAGAGCUACAUUGAAUAUCAGCUGACCUGCACUAACACUAAUCGAUCUGUCAACCACAGAUACAAGCACUUUGACUGGUUGUAUGAGCGUCUCCUGGUUAAAUUUGGAUUAGCCAUUCCAAUCCCAUCUCUUCCAGACAAGCAAGUAACAGGGCGCUUUGAAGAAGAAUUCAUCAAAAUGCGCAUGGAGAGACUGCAAGCUUGGAUGACAAGGAUGUGUCGCCAUCCUGUUGUCUCAGAAAGUGAAGUUUUCCAGCAAUUUCUCAAUUUCCGAGAUGAGAAG